GAGGCGGAUCCUUUCCGGCCGUGUCGUAAUUGUGUGACUGGCCAAUGCCUGGGCGGGACCGCAGCGUUUGAACAACAGGCAGAAAACGGGGCUGGCGGGAGAGUGUCACAUGGACGAGUGAAGCCGGCAAUGAAGACCCAAAAGAAUGUUCUUAAAGACAAACCCGCCAUUGGCGUUUGACUCUCCCAGCCGAGAGCUACAGUCCGUUCCUCUGCACCUGCUUGCACCCAAUAGACUGACUCCGCUAAAAGACUUAAAGAGACUGGCGCUGCGGCAGCGGGCCAAACCCAAUGCCCUCACAAGAGCCCUGCAGUCCACCCUGAUCCGAGAGGCCAGGCUGUCACCUGACUUUCCAAAUCUUAGCGUCAUUCAUGAGCAUCUUGGAGGAGGGUCCACGGAGGCCUCUAGGGCAGGGGUACCUCUAAUGAAUGGCUAUGGACCCCUAAGCCCCAGGAGCAGUGCAUCCAGCUUGACCAGUGAGGAAUUCGGUGCCAGCAGAGGCCGGAAAAGCGUCCUGAAAGCCUUCAAUCCAGUUUACUUUGAUCGGCCGGUUGACAACGCCGUCCUCUUAAAGAGACUAGGACGUGGGGUCGAUAUCCUGAGGGCGAAGACUGGCAGCGCAGUCCAAGGUAGUCUGAGGUCACGAGAGAAGAUGAAUGGUAAUGAUGGAGAUUCCUGUUCGGUGACGCCGGACUCCGAGCCACCUGACGAGCACCUACCUGCCACAUUUCCUGAAGAGCCUUUAGUUAACGGCUCCUCGCCAAACACACAUAACGUCAACCGGGAUCUGGGGAACAAAGGAGACGAUGAAAUGUCUCAAGGAAACCGUAACGGAGGCGUCAGACCCACAGCUCCAAAGAGAACUCCUGAGAACGCCUCAAAGCCGCCCGACACGGAGGAAGAGUUUGUGGAUCACUUUAAAGAACUGUGUGAACUGAUAAGUCGCUCCCAGCUGGUGCAGAUUCCCUGUAAGAAGGUGCCACGUGUCCCAGCUGCCAGCAGACCCAUGGAGGACCAUCCGAAAGAGGAGGAGAAGAUCUCGCUAACAGAGUGGAUUGUGAAAAGUCUGGAGACCAAUGUAAUAUGCGUGGAGGGAAAGCGUUUGGACAUGACCGGCGUCUACUGGCACAGUAAUAGCAUUGCACACCGAAUCCAGCGCAACAAAGUGAGGACCGUCACGGGGCGAGUAUACGAACUAAGUGGGCGAGCGGACACCCUCACCAUGCGUGAAGCGGGGUAUCCGCCAUGGCUGAUACAGAAGUUUUCAAGGGGAUUUCCGGAGAAUUGGGAGAGUUACGUCAGCUAUUUCUCCAAGCCGUCGGUCAGGAAGCGAGCGACGAAAUCCAAGCCGCCUGCUGAACCGCAGAAAACCAGCGAUGACGCAAACCAUCAAAGAGAAAGCAGAAACCUCGUGGCCACAAGCUCUGAUACGGACCACGAGCGAGGACCUCUGAAGAGGAAGGUGGCCAGCAGGAAGACGGAACGUGCGUUAGUCAGGGAUGUGAACGCUCAACUCUCCAGAGUCAGCAGGCGAAGCACCCCCGCAGACAGAGUGCAGCUGAGCAACACUUCUUGUGUGUCUACAACGAGCCGCAGCGGCCGUCAGAUAAGACCUGUCCUCAAGUAUUGGUGCGGGGAGCGGCUGUCCGUCGACUGUCUGAUGAGAACGUACGUUGUCAGAGAGGGAACAGACCAUUUGACCUCUCCAUUGGAGAGAGUUUUUCGGGGAUCGUCCAUUAAAAAAAGGAAAACUUCCCGCAAGAGAAAUCUGCAAAAGGAGUCUCCUGAGAUUAAGAGGACAUCAGAGCCGGAAGCCGAACAAAACCAGUUAAAUGUGACGCCUCCGUCUACCCGUCGGAAAGGAAAUGAGAGGGACUGUAAAGUUCUUCUGAAGUCCCCUCGAGUGAAGCUCACCCCCAUGCAUAACAAACGAGACCUACAGCUGAAGUGUUUCCAGAAUAACCUUCUUUAUAGUAGUCAGACAGAGACGUCUACAGAGAGCUCCAACAGUGGACCGGAUGAGGAGGAAAGCGAGCGCCGGGUCACUACAAGAAAAGGCUCAUCGGCUGCGAGAACCGCGUCAGACAAGCGCGACAAUGGCGACGGCCACGGCGAAGCAGAAAAGUUCUCCUCUUUAUCUAUUAAACGGAAGCAGAGAGCAAUCCCUGAAGAGAAAGCUUUACUGACGGAGACAUGUAGCCUCACUAGAUCUGCGAGCUCCAGUGAUGGUCUGCAGAGCGCUGAAGAAAACGGUAGGGGGCAUCUUUCUCAUCCUGCACAAUGUCAGAAAGCUCCUACAGCCUUAUCGGAGGCAGGAGAAGACGAUUAUUCUGGAAAAAGCUCUGAAGAAAGGAGAAGAAAUCAGAAGAUAUCAAAUCGGUCGUCUCGUCCUUCUCGACUGUCUAGUGAUUUGGAAGGAUCCUGUGGUUCAAAGGAAGAACGCGUUUUGAGGAAAGACACUAAGAAACCGAGCAGCAACGACAGAAAACCUCUGUCUAGUAACCCUGCAGUAUUGCACAGAAAACCUUCCUCUUCUGAUUUUGCAGAAUCUCAGGACUCUGAGCAGGAAAAUAUUUUGGACAAGAAAUCUAGAAAGACGCGGGCGGCCAUGAAGAAGAAAGCAUCUCGAUCUAAACAACCGCUAGCAGAAGAUGAACACUCCGAGAAGGAAACCUUUCCUGGAAAGGAAUCUAAGACCCAUGUCCAGAAAAAAACCCUGCAAAUUCAGCCUAGUCAGAGUAAGACAAAUCCAAGUAAUUUAGAGGACUCUGAAGACUCACAAGAUGAGGCAGUUUCAAAAACAUUAACGAGUGUAAAAGUGGUAAAACCAACUUCUGAACUUUCUCCAGAAAAUAGAAAUCGGUCUUCCCGUUUGGCAAAGCAUGUCGUUUAUUCCAUGGCCUCUGCGGACUCUGAUGCUGCUGAAAAGAACACAGCUUUGCGAAGGCGCCUUAAGGCACCGGAUGACUUGUGGAAGACACAGGCAAUCUCUGUACCUAGGAGAAAACAGCCUCCUCGUUCCAAAAAAACACAAAAACCUUUAGUGGAUCCUCUAGAUUCGGAAUCUGAGACUAUCCCAAGAAAGGAUCCUAGGCAGUCAAAUAAUUCCCAGGAGAAACAAAGUCUCAAGAAAUCUCAAGAUUCAGAAGAGGAACCAGAAUCGAGAAAAGACUCCAGGGUGGGAGCUGAUACUCAAAAGAAACAAAAACAGACUGGAUUCGUUGAAUCUCAAGAUUCAGAAGAGAAGUCUAGAUCAAGAAAGAACAUGAAGCAAGCAGAUAGUACUCAAAAGAGACAAAAGCCACCAUCUCAUCUGGAGCAAAAACAGGUCGGUUCUGGGGAAUCUGAAGAUUCAGAAGAGGAACCAGUAUCCAGAAAGGACUCCAGGAUGGCAGCUAAUACUCAAAAGAAACAAAUACAGGCUGGCGCCAUGGAAUCUCAAGAUCCAGAAGAGAAGUCAAGAUCCAGAAAGAACAUGAAGCAAGCAGAUAGUACUCAAAAGAGACGAAAGCCACCAUCUAGACUGGCACAAAAAAGGAUUGCUUCAGUAGAAUCUGACUGUUCAGAAGAGCCGACCAUAUCAAGGAAGGUUUCUAGUCGAAGGAUCGGUGCACAAAAGAGACAAGCCCUUAGUGAACCUGCUCCAGAAAGACGACCACCUGCCAGUUCUGCAAAACAGAAGACUGAUUUAGCGGAAUCUCAAGAUUCAGAGAGGGAAGCCUCUUCAGGAAAAGGCUCCAGGCAAACUAGUGAUGUGAAAAAGCAACCACCUUCUGAUCUGGCCUCAUCUAGAAGAAAGGAGACAUCACCCCCCCAUCAAGAACCGCAGAGCGUUACUGAAGAGGAAGGAAAGCUGGGAAGUCCUCAGAAGAAGCCAACAGAAACCAGUCUGCCAAAUACAGGAAAGCAGACACUCGGUUUUGUGGAGUCUAAGGAUGAUACAUCUUCUGAUGAGGACAGUAGUUCAUGGAAGGAACUAAGUUUGCAUAGGUUUCCUAAAAGAGCUAUAGUUCACACUCCUGCCCCAACUAGAAGGAAGACUCCUUCAGCAAUCUACCAGGAGAGCAACUCUGAGAGAGCGCAAGGAAAAGCUCUUGGUUCUCAGAAGAAGCCGAAAGAGCUUAAACCAAAUGCAGUCAGAGGCUCGGGCGGAGGAUCCAAGGUCAGCGACGAUGAAGACUACAAACCACAUGCAGGCCAAAAGAAACCGAAGAAGGCAAGCAAAAGCGGCAAAAAUGCAGAGUUUAGAGACGAUGAACAAAAGCACCCACAGAGAAACGGCUCUGCUGUAAAAUCAUUGGGGAGUCGGACGCCCCUUGAUCCGUUCUCCGCAAUAAUUCAUGAAGAAGAGUGGACAGAGAAGGAGGUGAAGAAACUGUACAAAGCUAUGUCCUCGCUGCCAAAGCACAAGAAAGGGUUCUGGCUGGAUGUCGCCAUGGCCGUGGGAAGCCGCUCCGCAGAACAGUGUCAGGAGAAGUACCUGGAGAAUCAGCAGACCAAGGCUACUAAGGCGCCCCCCAAGAAGAAAGUCAUUUCUAGCAAGAAAAAGAAGCAAACAAGUAACGGUAAGGAAAAGGAGGCCGUAAAAAUCACCGCCAAAGUGGGGACGCUAAAGCGGAAGCAGCAGAUGCGGGAAUUCCUGGAUCAGAUGCAGAAAGACGAUCACGACGACGUGUUCAGCGCUACCCCCUUCCAGAGCAAGAGAGUGAAGCUUCCAUCAUUCAGAGCAAAUCACGAGGACGAUGUCUUCCAGAUGGAGCACAUUGACCCCACCACACCUUCAUCUUCCAUUUUCCCGCUGGCCAACACCCCCCAGUGUGAACAUAUCACUCCAGGGAUGAUGGGUUCUAUCAACAGGUCCAACAAUGACAAGUUUGUGUACAGGAUGCAGAAGGACAUUAAACAGAGCACGUUCACAGGAUGGGGCCACGUGAACAAGAAAAUGGGUUCCCAAAUGACUCCCACCUCUCGAAGAACAUCCUCCUUAAAUAAAGGCUCUAAAGACACCUCCGUCAUUGGGAGACUCUUCAGGAAGGAUGACAAGCCCAACUCUGAUGAAGACGAGGAGGAGGAAGAUUAUUACUUCUCGGGGGAGGACCAGUAACUGUGCCUUGUGUGCCUGCGGUAACUGUGCCUUGUGACACUCUGCCUUACAACAGGCAAGUCCUUGUAUAGCUUAAAAAAAAGAAAAAAAAAAGUUUUUAGCGAUUUGUAAUGUAGUGUACAGCUGUUUUUAUUUGGCGCUCUGUACAUAGCUCCUCCCCUUUUAAUAACCUGUGCCGGCAUUUCUUCACCUGGUGUGAUUAUUUUUAGUUUUGUAUCAUCGAUGCUUCUUGUAUAAAGCUUCCUCCUCCAAG
Messenger RNA from Bufo bufo (common toad), 5357 nucleotides. It is a transcript of the gene MIS18BP1, whose product is annotated as MIS18 binding protein 1. The record is from RefSeq and is a predicted model, not a curated record. The transcript is spliced from 17 exons. NCBI's taxonomy places the organism in Eukaryota, Metazoa, Chordata, Amphibia, Anura, Bufonidae. Bases 146 to 5104 code for a protein of 1652 amino acids.